ACUCUUUCUUAUCAUCGUGACCAUAUAUCGCUCACCUUAAGAUUCAACAAGCGGUCACACCAGGAACGCUAGCCCUUGACUCACUGGCCGCUUCCUCGGAUCAUCUUGCACCACUUGUGACCACUAUCAGUCCGAGUACUUGGCACCUAGACUGCCCAGUGUGGCUGUACUCUCUUCUCCGCACGCUUCAUCGUUAGAUCUUGGGAUAUUGCAUCGAUCAAUUGGAGAUUAAUAUACGAUCAGUAUUUGUUACAGACACAAUACGGCAUUCCGUCAGAGGAUCCAAAGAUUGAUAGGAUUAAGGAUCUCAGUCAACUGUUCUUAUUCGUCGGACCAGCAACAGGCGUACCAGAGAAGAAUGAAUCGAACAACUUCCUCCUCUUCUUCGCAAAGAAACAUCUUUCGAGAGUUUCGGCGAGCCGGCUCGUCCUACCGGUACAACAUGACACGAAAUGGUUCAACCGAUGUGCAUGAGCGUUCGCUGCUGCUCCAUCCUCGCACCUAUUCCGAAAGCUAUCACCAUACCGAUUCGCCUUACCGGGAUGAUCCACGGUUCUGGGUCAGGUGGCCUGCGCAGACUGCGCAUCUAACUUGGCUCACUCUUGCGAGUAACUAUGUCAACGUCCUGUUGGUCUUUGUACCUUUGGGUAUUGUCGCCGGUGCCUUGGAGUGGGGUGCUGCGACGAUUUUUACCUUGAAUUUCCUCGCCAUCAUGCCGCUGGCUUCAUUGUUGAGUUUCGCAACCGAGGAACUUGCCGCUACCAUGGGACAGACCUUGGGCGGCUUGAUGAAUGCGACUUUUGGUAAUGCCGUGGAACUGAUCGUCAGCAUUAUCGCGUUGAAGGAUGGCCAAAUCCGCGUUGUCCAGGCAAGCAUGCUCGGAAGCAUCUUGUCAAAUAUACUGCUAGUUCUUGGGUGCUGUUUUUUGAUCGGAGGUAUUCGUUACCCUGAACAAGAGUUCAACUCUACAGUGGCCUCAACCAUGUCCUCCUUGAUGGCUGUGGCGUCGGCCUCUUUGAUCAUUCCCGCGUCGCUUUUCGCAGCUAUGUCAGAUUCCUACAAUCCCGAACCCGAUACGAGGAAGAGCAUUCUUCAACUUUCUCGCGGCACUGCUGUCAUUCUUUUACUUCUUUAUGUUAUGUACUUGGUCUUCCAGUUAAAGACGCACUCCAAUUUAUUCGAGGAAUCGUCUGGCGGCGACAACAAUGUUGAGAGUCAGGUACCUGGAUCUGAAGACGAAGUCGAGGAACAUAUUCUUAGCCCAUUGGCGGCUGGCGUGGCUCUAGUCGUUGUCACAAUCUUGGUUGCCGUCUGUGCGGAGUAUCUUGUCGGCAGUAUCGAGGGAAUCGUUGAAAAGACCGGCAUGACCAAGACAUUCAUUGGCCUGGUUCUGAUUCCCAUUGUGGGCAACGCUGCUGAGCAUGUUACUGCUGUCGUUGUGUCUUACAAGAACAAAAUGGAUCUGGCGAUCGGUGUGGCAAUUGGCAGCAGUCUUCAAAUUGCACUCUUUGUCACUCCGUUCCUUGUCAUUCUUGGUUGGAUAAUGAACGUGGAAAUGACAUUGUACUUCCAUAUCUUCGAAACAGUCUCCUUUUUCAUUUCUGCUUUGGUGGUCAUUUUCCUUAUCCAGGAUGGAAAGUCGAAUUAUCUGGAGGGUGGCUUGUGUCUGGGAAUGUACGCCAUUCUGGCAAUUGCCUUCUACGUCUAUCCUGACACUGAUUAGUUGACCCAUUCUCGUUACGAGAGGCGUCUACUUGGAACGUCUAAACUGGAGGAUGAGGCUUUUUGUCUGUACAAAUUGGCAAUGUAUGGAUCUCGGAAUGAGACGAUUUCCUUGUAAAAUGUAUCUAGCAGCUGAUGAUUUACUAACUUUCGACGAACUAUCACUACCACUACGAAAAGUUUGUAUAUAUCUAUCCUUACGAACGUGACUUUCCUUUGGUGUACUUUGAAUAUGAACAGAUUAUUGGCAUCAAUAUUAUGCCAAAAAUCAGUAUUGUAA
Molecule: messenger RNA, 2002 nt
Organism: Talaromyces stipitatus ATCC 10500
Lineage: Eukaryota; Fungi; Ascomycota; Eurotiomycetes; Eurotiales; Trichocomaceae
Product: calcium ion transporter Vcx1, putative
Exons: 4
Coding region: 359-1723 (454 amino acids)
Biological process (GO): calcium ion transmembrane transport; intracellular calcium ion homeostasis
Cellular component (GO): fungal-type vacuole membrane
Molecular function (GO): calcium:proton antiporter activity
Source: RefSeq, a predicted model, not a curated record